This is a messenger RNA of Eruca vesicaria subsp. sativa (arugula), 712 nucleotides long. The record is from the annotation of a GenBank genome assembly. Lineage: Eukaryota; Viridiplantae; Streptophyta; Magnoliopsida; Brassicales; Brassicaceae.
AAAAAAAUAAAUAUUCUGAAUCUUCGAAAAGUCGACCGAGAAGAAAAAAAAAAAAAAUUCAACGGCCGAUUCUGACGAUCCAUCUCCGCCGAGCAGAUCUGUGAAUUGAUUUCUCGACUAUUACUCAAUUUACGCGAUGGCUGCUCCUCCCGCUAGAGCCCGUGCUGAUUACGAUUACCUCAUCAAGCUUCUCUUGAUCGGAGACAGCGGUGUUGGUAAAAGUUGCCUCCUUUUACGUUUCUCUGAUGGCUCAUUUACCACCAGUUUCAUUACUACUAUUGGUAUUGAUUUUAAGAUACGGACUAUUGAGCUGGAUGGGAAGAGAAUCAAGCUGCAAAUCUGGGAUACUGCUGGACAGGAGCGGUUCAGGACCAUCACAACUGCUUACUACCGUGGAGCCAUGGGCAUCUUGCUUGUGUAUGAUGUCACCGAUGAAUCAUCUUUCAACAAUAUCAGGAACUGGAUCCGUAACAUUGAGCAGCACGCUUCUGAUAAUGUCAACAAGAUUCUAGUGGGGAACAAGGCUGAUAUGGAUGAAAGCAAACGGGCUGUGCCAAAAGCGAAGGGCCAGGCUCUUGCAGAUGAAUACGGAAUGAAGUUUUUCGAGACUAGUGCCAAGACUAACCUAAACGUUGAGGAAGUUUUCUUUUCAAUUGGUAAAGACAUCAAGCAAAGACUUGCAGAUACUGAUGCAAAGGCUGAGGUUCGUUGA